Molecule: messenger RNA, 180 nt
Organism: Entrophospora candida
Lineage: Eukaryota; Fungi; Glomeromycota; Glomeromycetes; Entrophosporales; Entrophosporaceae
Source: the annotation of a GenBank genome assembly
AGAUUUUAAUCCAACUCAAGAAGCUCAAACUGAAACAUCUGUUCCAUCACAACUUCCAUCAAAAGAUAUACUUGUUGAAUAUUCCAAUACUUGUAAAGACACAUCUUCGGAAAAUCAAAGCCAUAUUACCUCUGAUGAAGAUACACUUGAUCCAUUAAAACUUUUUUCUCAUUUAGUCUU